Molecule: messenger RNA, 865 nt
Organism: Sesamum indicum (sesame)
Lineage: Eukaryota; Viridiplantae; Streptophyta; Magnoliopsida; Lamiales; Pedaliaceae
Product: outer envelope pore protein 16-3, chloroplastic/mitochondrial
Biological process (GO): protein insertion into mitochondrial inner membrane
Cellular component (GO): chloroplast; TIM22 mitochondrial import inner membrane insertion complex
Source: RefSeq, a predicted model, not a curated record
CUUUCUAAAUCCUGCAGAAGGCAGAUCACUUCCAGUUCAGCAUAAUAUGUCAUAAGGAAUGAAUAAUAUUUUCUUCUGGACAUCCUUUUGUCCUGCAGCCUUUCAUUGUAUUAAUUCAAAGAAAGCCAAAAUGGAUCAUGAGGAGCUUAGGAAAAUGGAAGAUGAAGAGACUCCUGUAAUGAAAACAAUAAAAGGGGCAACCACAGGACUAGCUGCUGGCACCAUUUGGGGUACAAUUGUUGCUACUUGGCAUGAUGUACCUCGUGUUGAGAGGAGAGUUGCACUUCCAGGUUUGGUCCGGACACUGAAGAUGAUGGGUAAUUAUGGAGCGACAUUUGCUGCAAUAGGUGGAGUCUACAUUGGGGUAGAGCAGUUAGUGCAGAACUACAGGAUGAAAAGAGACUUUGUUAAUGGAGCUGUUGGAGGAUUUGUUGCUGGAGCUUCUAUUUUGGGAUACAAAGGGAGGAGCAUUUCGACAGCCAUCUCUGCAGGAGCUGCACUUGCAUUCACAUCUUCCGUCAUUGAUAUCGGAGGUCAAACAACAAGAGUGGACACUGGCAAGGAAUAUUACCCUUACACCACCAAGAAAAGGCCCAAUGUUAAUUAGUUCAAAGUAUAAGAUCUGUUUUGCUUUAUGCACUUUCAGGAAGUGUAAUGUACUUCUGGGCUCUGUUUCAGGUUGCUCACUUUUUCUUACCAGUACAGAUGCUUAAUGGAUUGCUCAAUAAAAAUUAUGGAGUUCCUUUAGGUUUCCUGAGAAGAAAAUCUCUUUUCCCAAGCACAUAAUACGGUCAUAACCAAUGACAUGUAAAAUUGACGGAUACUUGUUUUCAGGAUUUAUUGCUGUCAGAUCCCAAUUUCUUCA